CACAGAAACCGCCACAAAAACACUACCUGACAACUCGACAUGUAAACAAAGCCACGUGGUCAGGUCAAAGAAAACUUCCUCUUUACAAGGCACACUAUACCAAACCUUUGCUGCCACAAUUAUUAUUGUUUGAGCCUCUAUUCAUAAAUUCAGAUGAUAUUCUUAAAAGAGCCUAUAAGUGUAUCAAGGCAGGCAAUCUGUAAUUUUCUACUGACCUCAAUGGAAGUAUACUAAUAUAUACUUGCAUUUUCAUGUACUAAACAACAGGCAAAUCCAUUUAAUGUAAAGAAAAUAUAAUUUUGUAUCAGAGACUUUAUUUUUGCGGUACGAUCACUAUCCUCGGGUACUUGGGCAGCGAGCAAACCAAAACACAGGACCAUGCUUACUCGACUACCCUGCACAAUGGAUACAUCACCGCCACAAUCAUGGACUACAACGGAAUUAAGAAAAUUCCUGAAAGAACGAGCUAUACCCUAUUCUGGAUAUAGUAAAGCAGUGCUGGUUGGCAUGGUCGAGAAGGCCAUCGCUAAUCCAGGCAUCACGGAAAUCACACAGCCCAGUGAUGUUGUGGUAGCUGGUAUUACAAGAAGAACAGUUUCCGUAAACGGAAAUGUAAUCUUAUUUCCCGAUCCACGUGUCAUAACCUCAUGGGAAAAAGACUUAACAUCCCUACCUCACCUGACGUCAGCCAAAUGCUUGGUGUAUCUCCUUUCUAAGGGAGGGUGGUCCUCAGAACGGGCUAUAUCAUAUGAAAAAGAAAGGGGAUAUCAGCUCUUCAUGGAGUCACACAUUGAUGAAGUAGAACUGAAUCAAGAAGACCACAACAUGACAUAUGUAUGGGCCUUGUGCAGGAGGCAAACUGCACAGUCUGAAAAGCCAUACCAAGUGUGGCUUUUACUGAACACCACUGGAACGAUUGAGACUGCUGGCUGCCAAUGCAUAGGAGAUGAUGGAAGUUGCAAGCACGUUGUGGCUCUAAUGUUUGCCAUAGAAGACUUUGUGUCACGUAGAGGGGAUCAUGCUUCAGCACCAACCUGCACUGAUCUUCCAUGUAUGUGGAACAAGCCUCGUCGCAACACCAAACAAAUAAAGGCAGUCGAUCUAGAUCACAGGAUGGACACCUCUACAACAUGUUCAAUAACCCCUCGUUCAGAACAUUACAGAGCCUGUAGCUUUGUCCCUAACUUCAACCCAGGGGAAAGUUUUCAUGCGUUUAUGGCUCAACAUGCUCCACGAAAGUGUUAUGAACAAGUGCUUUUCCCUGAUAGAUUGAACAGGCAGCUACCCACAAUCACUGAACUUGCAGGGGAAUUUAGUAAAUCAAGGUCUGCAUUGCCAUUUGUUGAUUUUGUUAAGCAACAUUUAGGUAAUGCAGAUAUGGAUUUCAUACAAUCAAAAACACAUGCCCAGUACAAAUCACGUAUGUGGAAAGAUCAGAGAGUUGGUGCCUUGACAUCAACAACUUUUCAUAAGGCAGUACACUACAGGGACAGUGAAAGUAACAAUUACAUAGUAAAUGAAAUAAUGGGACUCUCAGGCUUUCAAGGUAAUUUGAGUACCAAAUAUGGUAAGGAAACAGAGCCCAUAGCAAAGAAGCUUUACAUAAAAGAAAUGAGAAAGAAACACAAACAAUUUAAAUUUGUAGGGUGUGGACUUUUUAUAAAUAAAGACAAUCCACUAUUCCGAGCAACUCCUGAUGGCAUUGUCAGUUGUAAAUGUUGUGGCAAGGGGUUAUUAGAAAUAAAGUGCUCCCAUAAAUACAGAUUGCAUACUGGGAGGGAAAUAGCUAUAUCUAAUACCUACCAUGUAACCCUUGGAGAAAAGAACAGCAUUGUACUAAAAAAUUCCUCUCCUUGGUACACACAAAUCCAAGCCCAUUUAGGUGUUGCUGAGAUGGAGUGGUGUGAUUUUGUAAUGUUCAUACAAAAAAGUCCGCAUUUAACAGUGCAGAGGAUUUAUCUUGAUAAAAGUCUCUUUGAUAGCAGUGCAGAAAUUGCCAUGGAUUUUUAUUAUAAAUAUGUCUUGCCAAAUCUCCUGAACUCAAAAGAAACUCCAGAGGCAAGUAAUAUUUAAGAGGUCUUCAUAAUGACUGCAUAUUUGUUUCUGCCUGGUGUGGUUGUUUUGUAUAUAGUUAUUUGUACAGUUUGUUAUUUGCUUAUAAUGUGUAAGUUUUUUUUUUCUUAAUGCUACUUUCAUUUGUAUUGUUUGUAUAUAAUAUAUUGUAAAUUUCUUUUCAGGAAUAAAGUCUGUGUUCUUGAUUUUCAGAAAUUAUUUACCAUACCACAAUGAUUCAGACACGUUUAUUAAUAAAUAAUUAUAAGAAAGAA
Molecule: messenger RNA, 2327 nt
Organism: Scylla paramamosain (green mud crab)
Lineage: Eukaryota; Metazoa; Arthropoda; Malacostraca; Decapoda; Portunidae
Exons: 3
Coding region: 379-2073 (564 amino acids)
Molecular function (GO): zinc ion binding
Source: RefSeq, a predicted model, not a curated record